This is a messenger RNA of Dipodomys spectabilis (banner-tailed kangaroo rat), 1340 nucleotides long. RefSeq names its product apolipoprotein O like (gene Apool). Gene Ontology annotation, biological process: cristae formation. Bases 72 to 878 code for a protein of 268 amino acids. The record is from RefSeq and is a predicted model, not a curated record. Gene Ontology annotation, cellular component: MICOS complex. NCBI's taxonomy places the organism in Eukaryota, Metazoa, Chordata, Mammalia, Rodentia, Heteromyidae. The transcript has 9 exons.
CUUUAGUAAAGGGAACUAUUUUGUCCCUCUUCGCUCUCCGUCUGGAAACUUAGGACGUGAGGGUCUUAGACAUGGCGGCCUUUAGGAUGGGAAAACUGACAACCAUACCUGCAGGUCUGCUAUAUGCAUCUAUAAGUGUGCAUGCAGCUAAAGAAGAGGAACCCAAAAAGCAGUUCGUAAGACCUGAGCAGCUCCCUAUAUAUACUGCACCACCUCUUCAGUCUAAAUAUGUUCAUGAACAACCUGGUUAUUUACAAAUGGGCUUUGCAUCCAUCCGUACUACAACACUUUCUUACUUUGGCUGGUGCAAGGAUGUUUAUAUUUUCAUGAAAAAUGGAAUAAUGGACACAGUACAAUUUGGGAAAGAUGCUUAUGUCUACUUGAAAAAUCCUCCUCGAGAUUUUCUUCCUAAAAUGGGUGUGAUUACAGCUUCAGGAUUGGUAGGUUUGGUUUCAGCAAGAAAAGGUUCUAGGUUUAAGAAAAUUGCCUAUCCACUAGGACUGGCUACAUUAGGAGCAACUGUUUGCUACCCAGCUCAGUCAGUAAUAAUUGCAAAGAUUACAGGGAAGAAAGCAUAUGCUACCAGCCAGUACAUUUAUGGAGCUGUUAAAUCGUUGUGGGCAACAAGCAACAAAAAUGAAUCACUCUCUGAACCUAAAGAAAAAACUAAGCUAGGAAGUCCCAAUGAAACAGAAAUGCCUGCAAAAACAACUCAAGUCCUGAAUCAUUCAGUGCCUUUACCAAAAGAACUCUACUCUAAAACAAAGACCAAAUCAACAUUCACCUCAGGUACUAAACAGUUUAUAUCUGACCCAAAGCUUAUGGAUCAUGGACAGUCCCAUCCAGAAGAUGUAGAUAUGUACAGCACUAGAAGCUGAAAUAGACUGCACAGAGAGACAGCAUAGAGAACCGCAAUAUGUAUGAAGUUGUAAAUGAUGGUUUAAAAAAAUCAUGUACUGGGCAACUGAUACUUAGACUGUGCCUUGAAGUGAUUCCCUAACCUCUUCAAAUGCACAGUCAAGUAAGUGAUGAAAACACAAAUUGUGAAUUCAAUCCAACAAUAUGAAAGGAUUGAUGACACAGCAGAAGUAGAAAUAGUAUGAUGUAUUUGAUGACUUGUAAGGGAAUUUACUAAAAAACAAACGAGAAUGAAGAUGUGAACAUCAAUGAGACUAAAAUCUGAAAAUAUGUAUGUGCAUCUAUACAUAUGUAUCUGCUUCGGGUUUCCAAAUGUCAGUUGGAUUAGAAUGGUGUAUAGAAAGAUGGGUGUGUUCUCUGUUUUGUUGUUGUUGAUGUUUUCAUUUCUCUUAGCUGCAAUAAAAUACCCAUAUUUUAUGGCA